UUUUCCCCAUCGCGAAUUCGCGAUCGAUCGCCUCCGGCGGCUGCGAAAAAUUCUGAGCUCCCGGCGGCGCGGAGGCGGAAUGGGAGGAGGAUGGGGAGGGAUGGAGGAGGCGGUGGCGGCGAUACCGCGCAGGCAGCACCGGGUGCUGCAGCUAGCGGCAGCGCCGCGGCCGCUCGCCGCGUCCCCGCCCGCGGCGCGGCGGUACCUCCUCGCGCUCUCCGACGGCACGCGGCUGAAGCUGGGCGUGCUCGCCACGUCCCUAAACCACCUCGUCACCGGCGGCGCGCUCCGCCGCGGCACCGUCCUCCACGUCCUCGACUUCAGCAAUGGACUCAUCCAGAACAACCGGAGGAUCAUGAUUGAUAUCCAACUUGAGAUACUGCAACCUGAGUUUGCAGCGCUGAUCGGCAGUGUCAUAGAUUGUGAGCCCAAUGCAACUCAGCAUAUUGGCGUAUCCUGUUCUGGUGGUCGUGGGAGCCACGAGCCUUGCUUCAUGCCAGGUGCUCAGCAAGUUGUUUGCACUCUAAGUGCAGAACCUCCUGUGAAUAAUCUUCCGUUCGGUAAAUUUAUUAGUUCAAUGCCAACACAGCAGGUGAUGCCUUUGUCCCUUCUGGCAAUACUCAUGGAAAUCCAAUGCCACCAUCAAAUCUGCAUUCAACUCCAAUGUAUAUGCAUGGAUAGAAGCUAUAUUGCUAGGAAUGAGUCUCCUCUUUGCAUCGAAUCCUUACCAAGCCAGAUGGAAGAUCAAGGCUAGGGUAACCGCAAAGACAGGUCUUAAUUAGCACUUCACCAAUGCCAAAGGUCCUGUAAAAGACUUCUCCUUCGAUCUCCUUGAUGCAUAUGGUGAAGUUCGUGCAAUAUGCUCCUAUUUUCAGGCUUAUCUGUAUUUUCGUGCAAAUAUGUGCAUGAUAUUUCUACAAACAUCUAAAGUGUGUGAAUCUUUCGAUAACCACAUUUAGAAUAAUGAUGACAUGAUGAUUCCACGAUU
Panicum virgatum (switchgrass) is the source of this 988-nucleotide messenger RNA. RefSeq names its product replication protein A 70 kDa DNA-binding subunit C-like. Gene Ontology annotation, molecular function: DNA binding. Gene Ontology annotation, cellular component: nucleus. The record is from RefSeq and is a predicted model, not a curated record. Lineage: Eukaryota; Viridiplantae; Streptophyta; Magnoliopsida; Poales; Poaceae. The coding region runs from base 80 to 754 and encodes 224 amino acids. Gene Ontology annotation, biological process: DNA replication. The transcript has 2 exons.